AUGGGACUCCUCGACAACACAAAUGCCACCUCCUCCACCUCGACGCCGCCCUCCUCCUCCUCUUCCUCCUUCAUGUCCGAUUUUUUAGCUAAAUCCGGUGGCGUUGCGGUUAUUGACGGCGGACUCGCCACGGAGCUCGAACGCCUCGGUGCCGACCUUAACGAUCCUCUCUGGAGCGCCAAAUGCCUCCUCACUUCCCCUCACCUCAUCCGCUCGGUACACCUUGAUUACCUAGAAGCUGGGGCUGAUGUAAUAAUUACAGCAUCCUAUCAGGCAACCAUCCAGGGUUUCAAGGCCAAAGGAUUUUCUCAGGAAGAAAGUGAAAGCUUGCUCAAGCGAAGUGUUGAAAUAGCGCGGGAAGCGCGUGAAAUAUACUACGAAAGAUGCAGCAACUCCUCGUCUGACUGGACUGGUGAUGGUAAAGUUUUCAAACAGCGGCCUAUAUUAGUUGCAGCAUCUGUUGGAAGCUAUGGGGCUUAUUUAGCUGAUGGUUCCGAAUACAGUGGUGACUACGGUGACGCUAUGAAUGUAGAGUUUCUGAAGGAUUUUCACCGUAGAAGGAUUCAGGUUCUUGCAAAUGCUGGUCCUGAUCUGAUUGCAUUUGAGACAGUACCAAAUGGAGUUGAAGCACAGGCUUUUGCUCAGCUUCUUGAGGAAGAACACAUACAUAUUCCUGCAUGGAUUUCCUUCAACUCUAAGGAUGGUGUAAAUGUGGUCAGCGGUGAUUCUUUAGCUGAAUGUGGAGCAAUUGCUGAAUCAUGCAAGAAAAUUGUUGCUGUUGGAAUCAACUGUACUCCCCCCAGAUUCAUUCAUGAUCUAAUUCUUUCCAUCAAGAAGGUGACCACUAAACCGAUUCUUAUUUAUCCAAAUAGCGGUGAAAGUUAUGAUCCUGAUCAGAAGAUAUGGGUGCAAAAUACUGGCGUUUCUGAUGAAGAUUUUGUGUCGUAUGUGUGUACGUGGUGUGAAGUAGGGGCAUCCCUUGUCGGAGGUUGCUGCAGAACAACUCCGAACACCAUAAGGGGUAUUUACAGGGCACUGAGAUUUCCUGCGUCUUCAUAA
Molecule: messenger RNA, 1059 nt
Organism: Oldenlandia corymbosa var. corymbosa
Lineage: Eukaryota; Viridiplantae; Streptophyta; Magnoliopsida; Gentianales; Rubiaceae
Source: the annotation of a GenBank genome assembly